AUGAGGUGGAACUGGAUCACUCCGUUUGCCUAUGCGGCCCAUGUCUCCGCGCAUGGAGCCCACCACGCUGAAGGAAAGAGUUCGUUCUCUCAAGAGCGGCUAGACGAGCUUGAGAAGAAGUGGGGUACAGAUUGGGGCUUUUCCGGUAUCUCGACCUUUGCCCACCUGCCACACACUCGCUGCUUGACUACCCCCGAGACGACUUAUGAUAUCGCCAUCCUUGGUGCGCCCUUCGAUACCGCAGUAUCAUACCGACCUGGUGCUCGAUUCGGACCUCGAGCCAUUCGUGCUGGCUCUUCUCGCCAGACGUCGUUCCGUGGCUUCAAUCCACGCGCGGGGUUCAAUCCAUACACAUCAUGGGCCAAGAUUGUGGAUUGCGGAGAUAUACCAAUCACACCUUUUGACAAUGCCCUGGCACUGCGGCAGAUGAGUGAAGCUUUUCAGGAGCUGGCAAACAGGCCAUCGACCGAGAAGAGCACUGAGAGUGGGGUGUCAUACUUCAAGAAGCCCAAGCUGCUUACGUUUGGUGGAGACCACAGCAUUGCACUGCCGGCUUUGAGGGCAUUGAAGAACUUGUACAAGCAGCCAAUCGCUGUUGUACAUUUUGACGCCCACCUGGACACUUGGCACCCAGCAAAAUAUCCAAGUGCAUGGCUAGACCCCGAGGAUCUGUCCACGCAAUCCUUCUUCAACCACGGCAGCAUGUUUUGGUACGCUGCGACCGAGGGUUUGAUCGCAAACGGCUCGAGUGUGCAUGCGGGUCUCAGGACGCGACUGUCAGGCGACGACGAUGCCGACCACGUCGACGAUUCACAGCAAGGUUGGCAACGCAUUGCCACUGAUGAUAUUGACGAUAUUGGAGUCAAGGGAGUGAUUGCAUCCAUCAUGGACCGUGUCGGCACUGAGAUGCCCGUCUACCUCAGUAUUGACAUUGAUGUGAUUGACCCCGGGCUAGCGCCAGGCACGGGUACUCCGGAGCCUGGUGGCUGGACCACUCGGGAAGUGAUUCGAAUUCUGCGAGGUAUCCAGGAUAUGAACGUGGUUGGGGCAGACAUUGUUGAAGUCAGUCCUGCAUAUGACGGCUCGGCGGAGACGACGGGCUUAGUUGCAGCACAGGUUGCUUACGAGGUAUUGACGAACAUGGUCCACAAAGGUCUUGUUGAACAAGCGAAGACAGGUGCAGCUUCCAAGGACAAGGACGAGCUAUGA
This is a messenger RNA of Bipolaris zeicola 26-R-13, 1209 nucleotides long. RefSeq lists its product as uncharacterized. Bases 1 to 1209 code for a protein of 402 amino acids. The record is from RefSeq and is a predicted model, not a curated record. NCBI's taxonomy places the organism in Eukaryota, Fungi, Ascomycota, Dothideomycetes, Pleosporales, Pleosporaceae. Gene Ontology annotation, molecular function: agmatinase activity; metal ion binding. The transcript is spliced from 3 exons.